Messenger RNA from Rhagoletis pomonella (apple maggot), 1206 nucleotides. RefSeq lists its product as uncharacterized. The transcript has a single exon. Lineage: Eukaryota; Metazoa; Arthropoda; Insecta; Diptera; Tephritidae. The record is from RefSeq and is a predicted model, not a curated record. The annotation marks the transcript as partial.
CAUAACAGUCUACAAGGGAGCGGUGUCACACCUGCAUUACCGAGUGAGAAUAUAUUUUUCACACCUCCAGCAAUAUCCUCCCGCUCUGAAGAGAAUAAAUUGAAUAAAACUCCAUUGAUUCAAUCAACAUCAGGUGUUUUAUAUGUACAUCGGACGGAGGGUUUACUACUCCCCAGAACUUUAACUUUGCCUUCCAUACGUGAAGAAGAAUUUCGUCGAACACUACUACGACGCGACACACAUCUCUCAUCGACACCAUUACACCCUAUCGGAGGAUUAACGACUAACGACCUAAAUUAUGGAAUCACUGAUCUUGCCCCUGGUAUACCGUGUCGGGAAGCUAGAACUUUACAAUUAGAAAUACCAGGUGGCAUAAAUUCUACUAUCGAAGUUUCUGAAGUUCUAGGAACUAUCGUAGCAACUGCUGAAGAACAUCUAAAUACUAGCCACAUGGAAAUGCCGGCAGAGGUAUUGCAGGAUCCUGGAACAUUACAACCGGCUGAAACGCUUGAGCCCACUCCUUCAAAUGAGCGUAGAAACUGGUUUGAUGUGCUGAGACAGCGGCAAGUAGACCUGCGUUAUGUGAAAGUGGUGCCGAAUCGACGCAGAAAGCGCCAUCAUACACGUAGGCCACAAACUGGUAAUAGAACAUACAAAAAUGCAAGAAAUGAAAUAAAUGAGGAGAUAGGACUACUUCAAGCUUUGCCGCCCAUGCCAGCCCCGUUAGCCGAAGAUGUAUUUGAGCAUAUUGAAUCGAUCUCAACUAUUAUGGAUAAUCUAGUUGAAUGGCAGCGUAUGUUGAAAUUAUGCUAUCAGGGUGCUGGAAAUACAUCUACGGCGGCGUUCUUGUCAGCAUCUUACUACGCAUACGAUGUGGAAACGCCGAUUGACGCUGACGUUCAACGAUUGCAAAUUAAACUGGAUAUUUUACAAGAGAUUAUACGCAACGUAUCAUUCGACAUUACUAAGACGCCAUUGCAGAGGAAUAAACGAUUUGCCGCUGUUGCUCUUAGUUUCUUAAUAGAACUUCAGUCGGCCGAGAUUAUACAAAUAAAUGAUAAUGGGCACUGCGUUAAAUUGAUAUAAGAGUAUAAAGCCAUUAUACACUUGUAUUCUUUCCUACUUCUGAAUUGUUUUUAAUUAUUUAGAUUUAAUGUUGUUAGUUUUUGAACAAUCUAUUUACAAGUACACUGCCGGCAAAAAGUA